This is a messenger RNA of Hevea brasiliensis (rubber tree), 1631 nucleotides long. RefSeq lists its product as uncharacterized. The transcript has 10 exons. The record is from RefSeq and is a predicted model, not a curated record. The coding region runs from base 159 to 1274 and encodes 371 amino acids. Gene Ontology annotation, cellular component: cytoplasm. NCBI's taxonomy places the organism in Eukaryota, Viridiplantae, Streptophyta, Magnoliopsida, Malpighiales, Euphorbiaceae.
GCGUAAAACGUGUGAUAGUUUAGGGCCCUGUUUGACUGUCCUUUUAUUACCCAGAUGAUCGAAGUCUCUGGUUCACAUCUUUCGCUCUUCUGCUCUCCACCUGUGAGUCGUGACUAGUGACUCACUUCUCCUUCCUUUGCAUUUGAAUUCCAGAGAAAAUGAUGGCUACCCAUAUUAGCAGUGGUGCUUGUCUCUCUGUUUUCUGUCAGAGGAAGGGAAUUUACAGAGUGAGAGCUGUAGCUUCUGAGAGUGCUCCUGCUGCUUCGAAAAUCGAGGAAGAGAAGGUGAAAUUGGGAGGAUCUGAUUUGAGGGUGACAAGGCUUGGAAUUGGAGCUUGGUCAUGGGGUGACAACAGCUACUGGAACAACUUUGAGUGGGACGACAGGAAAAUGAAGGAUGCUAAGUCUGCUUUUGAAACUAGUGUUGAUUGUGGUAUAACCUUUUUUGAUACCGCUGAAGUUUAUGGCUCUAGGCUCUCACUUGGUGCUGUAAAGUCAGAAACUCUUCUGGGAAGAUUCAUCAAGGAAAGGAAAGAAACAGAUCCUGAAUUGGAGGUUGCUAUUGCAACAAAGUUCGCAGCUUUGCCUUGGAGGCUAGGACGUCAGAGUGUCUUAACUGCCCUUAAGGAUUCCAUUUGUCACCUUGGAGUUUCUUCAGUAGAGCUUUAUCAACUGCAUUGGCCUGGAAUAUGGGGAAAUGAAGGGUAUCUUGACGGCCUUGGAGAUGCAGUGGAGCAGGGCCUUGUGAAGGCAGUUGGCGUUUCAAACUACAGUGAAAGCCGACUUCGUGAUGCUUAUGAGAGGCUUAAGAAAAGAGGUAUUCCAUUGGCUUCAAACCAAGUGAAUUACAGCCUAAUAUAUAGGGCACCAGAGGAGAAUGGAGUGAAGGCAGCCUGCGAUGAACUUGGGAUCACUUUGAUUGCAUAUUCUCCCAUUGCUCAAGGAGCUCUUACAGGAAAGUAUACACCAGAAAAUCUUCCAACUGGCCCUCGAAGCAGAAUUUACACACCAGAGUUUCUAAUAAAGCUCCAACCUCUACUGAACAGAAUCAAGGAAAUAGGAGAGAACUACAAUAAAACUCCCACACAGGUGGCCUUGAACUGGCUAAUAGCACAGGAGAAUGUAGUUCCAAUCCCAGGAGCCAAAACUGCAGAACAGGCCAAGGAAUUUGUAGGUGCACUUGGGUGGAGACUCACAAGCGAAGAGAUCAAUGAGCUGCGCUCAAUGGCAUUGGAGAUACAACCUGUUAUUGGCUUCCCUGCUGAAAAGUUAUAAAUUUUAUUCAUGCAUUUAAGUAAAUGCAAGUCUGGCAAUUCUGUAGUAACUCAUUGAUCUCCUACAUGACUUUCCUAUUAAAAAAAAAAAAAAAAAAUCAGGGGUGUUGAAGUUGUUCACUAUCAUGUAGUUGCAUUUGCUACAGUAGGCUUGAAUACAUGUUAGGUAUAGGCAAUUAAGUUGUGUUUGUUGGUAAAGGAAGCUACUCUGGCAGGACCAAAGCAAAAUUACAAUGCAAAUGUAUAUAAAUGCAGAACUCGCAUGAUUAGUGGUUAUUACCUAACAUUUGUUGAAGACUUGAAGCUUGACGUUGAUUUUAUAAUAAUGCAAAGGCGUCUUGUCUUUCAAUUGAGUGGA